Ornithorhynchus anatinus (platypus) is the source of this 1223-nucleotide messenger RNA. Its product is annotated as SH3 domain-binding glutamic acid-rich protein. Lineage: Eukaryota; Metazoa; Chordata; Mammalia; Monotremata; Ornithorhynchidae. Gene Ontology annotation, cellular component: cytoplasm. The coding region runs from base 137 to 745 and encodes 202 amino acids. The record is from RefSeq and is a predicted model, not a curated record. The transcript has 7 exons.
GCUGUGGAAGGGGGAUGGAAGCUCAUUUCGACUCUUGGCCGCUGCUUGCAUGUCUGUGUCACUCUCUGGACUCGGUCUAGUGGCCUGGCUUUAACAGGGGUGUGUUCAGGGGGGAGUCCUCCUCCUGGCUGGCGAAAUGGUUAUCAAAGUUUUUGUUGCCACAUCUUCUGGGUCCACGGCGAUUAAGAAGAAGCAGCAAGAAGUAGUGGGAUUUUUGGAAGCCAAUAAAAUUGACUUUAAAGAAUUGGAUAUAGCUGGUGAUGAAGAUAACAGGAAAUGGAUGAGAGAGAAUGUCCCUGGGGAGAAGAAACCACAGAACGGAAUUCCUCUCCCUCCCCAGAUAUUUAAUGAAGAGCAGUACUGUGGGGAUUUUGAAUCUUUCUUCUCUGCAAAAGAAGAGAAUAUUAUCUAUUCGUUCCUUGGUUUGGCUCCUCCCCCAGGCUCAAAGGUAGGAAAUGGGGCAGAAACAAUUGAGGAAGCAUUGACCCUCCCCAACGGUGAUACAACGGGAGAAGACCAUGAUGCCAAGGAAGGAGCAGAGAUUACUGAAGUAGCGGGAGAAGGUGAGGAGCACAAAAAAGACAGUGAAGAUGUGGGAAAUCCUUCUGAAACCCAGGAGGAACACAAGGAAGAGACAACAGAGGCAGGAGAAGAAGGGGAAGCAACGGAGAAGAAUGAAGAGGAGGCAGUAGAAGAGGCUGAAGAAGAGGCAGAAGAAGAGGCAGAAGAAGAGGAAGACUCCUAGUACCUUGACUGUCUUUUUCCUUCUGGUUUUCUAGGUAAUUAUCCAGGAAGUUCAAGCAAUGCAGCACCACUUCAGCCACCUUCCCCAACGAAUAAUUUCCCCUAAGAAAAUACCUUUGCCUGAGGUUUGGACCUGUUUCUCAGAUCGCCAAGGCUCUAUUGAGGAAGUGCUCAGCAUUUUUAAAGUGAAAAGAAUGCGUGAAAGCAUACAGAAUAGACACACACAUAAGUAUGCUCACAGCUUUGGGUGUCUGGAAUUUCAGCCCUUUGCUCAAGUAGGCCUCUUUGCUCUGGAUGUACAGAACGUCUUUGUAAACAUGCCGGAAAAUUUGAUUCCGAAAGUUGUAAUCCUAGCUCAGGAGAUUCCAAGAUGUCCCCCUAUAGGUGCCUGAUGCUACUUGUCUCAAACUCACUUUCGAAAAUGAAUGUAUUUUCCAGUUUUACGGCAGUAUGAAUAAAUACAGUGACGUCCAAUGUUA